Molecule: messenger RNA, 3436 nt
Organism: Sitodiplosis mosellana (orange wheat blossom midge)
Lineage: Eukaryota; Metazoa; Arthropoda; Insecta; Diptera; Cecidomyiidae
Product: transient receptor potential cation channel protein painless-like
Exons: 3
Coding region: 735-3353 (872 amino acids)
Source: RefSeq, a predicted model, not a curated record
CGACCGAUGAUCAUUUUGCAUGAAAUGAUACAGCAAAAUAAAUCAAUGUAGAUGAAGAUAAAUCAAACCUUUGCAAAUGAUUCACAUAGAUCAGCAUUGAUGGUGAUCUCCCUGUCAUUGGUUAUAUUCACGGGCAACUCUAUACGCUCAUAUAUGUUUGGAUAUACAUAGACUUAAUGCCAAUUUGAAUAUAAAUGUAUUCAUAAAAUUACGCAGACCACUUGUGGCUCGUCCACUGUAGCACCGGUUUAUUUUUUUCUCGCAGUGCUUCUCAGUACAACUUUUGUUGCGGAAUGGUGAACAUUGAUUGUUAGACAUCCGCAUAAACAACGAAUUUCUUUCUCUUCAUUCAGUGCACAAUUCAAACAUUGUAAAAACUAAGACUGGCUAUGGAACUAUUGCUUAAUGUUAUAUAGAUGUCGAUCGAACGUUUGUUUACAAAAUCAGAGUUGUGAUGAAAUCAAGAUAAAAAUUUGAAAAAAAUUUAAACUAUAAGCAAAAUACAUGUUUUCCACUCAAAGAUACAAGAAAAAACAGUUAAAAAUACGGGUUCAAAGUAAAAAAAAAUUGCCGAAUUAAUCCGUUGCAAGACGAAACAAGUGACGCAAUAUCUUUGUCUUAAUCUCGUUCCGUUGUACUGCUGAAUAUACCAGUGUGAAUGUAUUGUGGUUUUGUGUGAAUGUAUUGAAUACCUUUUAAAACUGAGCUAGGAAGUGAGUAUAACGUAUGCAAACAUGGGAGAAUACAAUAACAAUUCAAUUUUGGAAAUGUUGGAGAUAUUCCGUUGGAGUCUUUAUAAUGCGAAAAAAGAGGAUGCAAAAGAAAAACAGCAAACGUUAUUGGAGGAGGCAUGUCAAAAACCGAUUUACGAGCCAUUCGUCGAAGAGUAUUUGAUUGCUGGCUGUGAUAUGACCGUGUUGAACGAUGACAUAAAGGUCAAAGUGAUGGGAUUUGUGGGAGACGUUGAUUUGCCGUCGAUUCGCAAAAGAGAUGAAAAAUAUUGGGAUUUAAAUCGUUUGCACAUAUGUUUGGCAUAUGGAAAUGAAGAACUAUUUAUAAAAGGUUUGGAUUUAAUUGCCGAAAAAAAUCCAGUCAAACUGGCGCAGAUAUUAACAAAAAGUGACGACUUGUUUUGUGCAUCUGCUUUGAAUAAUUUCUCAUUGGCAAUUGAUAAACUGGUUGAAUGUGAUGCGGAUGUUAAUGAAGUGGCACUUUUAUGUGCUUGUAGGUGUGCUGCUCACAAAUCAUUGGAAACGCUGUUGAAAUACUACAAUCCAGGUGAAAAUAUAACACCACUGCUAAAAGAGCUAUCAAAUGCAUGGGAAAAUCAAAAAGACGCAAAUGCUGAAGAUUUUGACAAGUGCUACGAAUUAUUGCUGAAAAAAAGUAGCACCGAUGUCAAUUAUGUGGAUAAAACACGGCGUUCUGUCAUGUACUACGUUCGCAAUCAGUCGGAUAAAGUGACUGAAUGUUUAAAAUUGGGCGCCUAUAUUGGAAAUCAAAAUGUUGAUCUACGACCGGACGUUGCAUUUAUAACUCCGAAAACACUUCAAAAACAUUUCGAUAAUUGCAUUCAAAUAAUAUCGCGAGACGAUACAGUCGUUGACAAACGGAUGGAAUACAUUGAAUUUGACUUCAAAAAUUUGAUUCCAUCGGAAAAUCGUAAAGACACUGCAUCAAACGAAAUGGGUGCCAUUGAAUUUAUGUCAAACUCAGAUGAUCAUCGCCAUUUGCUGUCUCAUCCGUUGAUUUGGAGUUUUAUAUCGUUGAAAUGGGACCAAUUGGCACUGGUCUAUUAUAUGGACUUUUAUUUGUAUUUACUAUUUGCCCUUUUGAAUAUGGGAUGCAUUCUAAUGUCCUUCGAAAAAUCGUCGAAUUAUAUCAAAGUGCCAUUCACCAUUAUAACGGCCAUUUUAACCAUCUAUGUUAUUUUGCGUUGCGUUUUGCAUUUAACGUUUUGUUCAUCGAAGCACCUACGCAGUUGGACCAAUUUUUUGCAAUGCCUUCAUUCGUCGUUGAUCAUCAUUUUCGUGCUGUUGGUUCUUGUUGGCGUUUUUUCCGAAAUAAAUCGUACCGUUGCGGCAAUCAGUGUUUUACUCAUAGCUUUGAAGCUGUUCAUUCUAGCCGGUUCAAUGUUUUGGACAUUUUCCAAAUUUUAUAUCAUGUUCUUGAAUGUUGCAUGGAGCUCGAUUAAGAGUUUACAAUUGUGUAUCAUUUUCAUACCAUCAUUUUUGAUGUCAUACUAUUUGUUGAUACGAGAUCCUCCGCUAUCGGAGAAGGAACAACAUGCUAAGUCACUGGACGAAUUUAAAACGGAAUUUUUUGAUUAUCUCUAUGAAGUGGUGCAUCCGGGCUCGAAUAAAGUUGAUCCGACCACACUGGACGAAUUCAAAAAUAAAUUCUUCGUUUUGCUACCGAAGCUACUGGAAGAAAAUGGCCAAGGUGAAAACGAGGAAAAAACGCAAAAUGAUUUUGUUCAAACCAUUUCAUCGGUUGUAAAAACCAUUAUGACGUGGCAUAAAAAAUGGAGUGAAGAAAUUACCAGUUUUGACCUGAAUGCUCUUGGGUUAAUCGUCGUGCUUAUUACGCUUUUGUCGAUCAUAUUCAUGAACCUUAUGAAUGGUCUGGCCGUGAAUGAUGCAAAGAGGAUCCAAUCCGAAGCUGAAUUAACAAGCUUAGUGCAGAGAUGCCGACUAUUGGCUCGGUACGAAGAAGCGCUAUCUGAUCGCCGGCAUUGGUUUCGCCAAAAAUGGCAGGGUACCUUCAUCAUGGAGCUGUUUGAAUACUUCACCCAAUUUGAAUCGCUUGAAUACAUGCGAACUAUUUAUGAUCGCAAAAUUUAUGUCGGCCUUAAAAAUGAGAUCAUUCACUUUAUAGACGCUGAAAAGAUGAACCAGACUUCUGACAACAACCAAAAAUUGACUGAAUAUAAAACAAUGAACGCGGAUGAAGGGAAAUUGGCAAUGGAAAUGCUGUACAACGCAAAGAACAAAUCCAAAUUGCGAAUGUUUUCCAAAGCAAAUGAAAUCGAGAUCGAACUGGAAGAGUCACAUUCCUACGGAACAAAUCGUCUAUGGAAAACGGUGAUUAGCAGUUUCCCCUUUUUCGAUGAGCGUGAGAAGAUGAACCCACAAAUUGUACAACUUGCGCGCCAAAUCAUCGAAACCCGAGAAGUUGAUAAGAAAGGCAAAGAAGAGCAGAGUCAUUAUAAAGAACAAAUCGCAAAACUGCAAACCAAUAUGGAGGUAUUGUUGCAGAAAAUUGAUAAAUUGGACACAUUUGACAAUGUGAAUAGCCAAAUUUUGCAGAAAUUAACCGACAUUGAAAGUAAAAUUAGAGUUAGUGUCGAUUGAUGGCUUUUAGAUUGAUGUGUGGGAAAUUGUAUGAUAAACUUCAGGAGAAAAUUCAAAUAAACCGAUUAUAAUCGUUCAAAAAA